AGCAGAUGGCGAUAUGCGUUUUUCAGGCGAUGUUUCUAGUGUGACGAAUAUUCUAGUGGACAGAACGCUUCUUCAACACCUGCAGCCAUCUCGGUAGCUCGCUAGCCAACAAAGUCGGGACAUUCAGGUUCUUUAGACAAUUUCCUGGUUUAUUUGCCACUAUGAUUUAAACAUACUUAUGUGUAAACAACUAACUACCCCAUUUAAUUUAAUAUUUACGUUGUAAGUCAACUAGCUGGCUGGUUAAGUUAACUCUAGUCUUGUCGCUAAUGCUAACAAGCUAUUAUCCCCGACCAUGAGUUCACUAAGCUACUCUCCUCCUGCUAAAGAAGAGGGCAUCUGCUGGACGGAGAAAGAAGCUCUGGUGAAAGAGGAGGAUGUUACAAUACAAAAACAAGUAGAGAGUGAGGCGGUUACCGUGAAAGAAGAAGAGAACGACGUUUCAGUGACAGGCGCCUUCAGGGUGAAAGAGGAGGAGGAUGUUACUGUGAAAGAAAAGGAGGAAGAUGCAGUUUUUGGAGUAGAAGAUGAAGACGUUUUUGGAAUGAAGGAUGAAGAGGGGGAGAUCACUGUCACAUUAGAGGAGGACGAAGAAGAGCAGACUGGAGAACUGAUUAACACCAGUAAAUACAGAGAGAGACGUGACUAUUGUGGAUCCUCUGGGGAGCCUCAACAACAUCAUGAUGCUGAAGAGGCAGAGAAGAGUCUCUCCAGAUCAGAACUUCUCAAGAAACACCAGCAGAGAUCCACAGGGAAAAAAUCAAACUGCUGCUCUGACUGUGGGAAAUGUUUCAAAAGAUCAAAUUCACUAAAAGUACACCUGAGAAUUCAUACUGGAGUGAAAUCUCACUGCUGCUCUGACUGUGGGAAAAGAUUCAAUUCUUCAGUAGACCUUAAAAUACAUAAAAUAAUUCACAGUGGAGAGAAACCUUUUGGCUGUGAUCACUGUGGGAAGAGUUUUAUUCGGCUACAAACCCUGAAAACACACCAGAGAAUACACACUGGAGAGAAACCUUAUGGCUGUGAUCAAUGUGGGAAGAGUUUUACUCAGCUUAACAGCCUGAUGGUACACCAGCGAGGGCAUACAGGAGAGAAACCUUAUAGCUGUAAUCAAUGUGGGAAGAGUUUUUCUACAUCUAGCUAUCUAACUAUACACCAGAGAACACACACAGGAGAGAAACCAUAUAGCUGUAAUCAAUGUGGGAAGAGUUUUAUUCGGCUACAAACCCUGAAAUCACAUCAGAGAAUACACACAGGAGAGAAAUCUUAUGGCUGUGAUACAUGUAUGAAGAGUUUUACUCACCUUAACAGCCUGAUAGUACACCAGCGGACACACACAGGAGAGAAACCUUAUAGCUGUGAUCAAUGUGGGAAGAGUUUUUCUACAUCUAGUUAUCAAAGGAUACACCAGAGAACACACACAGGAGAGAAACCAUAUAGCUGUGAUCAAUGUGGGAAGAGUUUCACUCAGCUAAAUAGCCUGAUAGUACACCAGCGGACACACACAGGAGAGAAAGCUUUUAAAUGUGAUCAAUGUGGGAAGAGUUUUGGUACAUCUGGCUGUCUGAGGACACACCAGAGAACACACACAGGAGAGAAACCUCAUAGCUGUCAUCAAUGUGGGAAGAGUUUUGGUACAUCUGGAUGUCUGACGACACACCAGAGAACACACACAGGAGAGAAGCCUUAUAACUGUAGUCAAUGUGGGAAGAGUUUUACUACAUCUAGCCAGCUGACUUUACACCAGAGAACACACACUGGAGAGAAACCAUAUAGCUGUGAUCAAUGUGGGAAGAGUUUUUCUCGGCCAGACAGCCUGAAUAUACACAAGCGGACACACACAGGAGAGAAAUCUUAUAGCUGUAGUCAAUGUGGGAAGGGUUUUACGACAUCUAGCCAGCUGACUUUGCACCAGAGAAGACACACAGGACAGAAUCCUUAUAGCUGUACUCAAUGUGGGAAGAGUUUUACUUUGCUUAACAGCCUGGUGUCACACCACAGAACACACACAUGAGAGAAUCAUUGCUGUAAUCAAUGUGGGAAGAGAGUCACUGGUAAACGAUCUCUGAUCAAACAUCAGAAAAUACAUGAAGGAGUUGUUUCAUGAUAUCAAUUAAAUAAUGUCACAGUGUAGAAUGUUUUAACAUUGUAGUAGCAGUAUUUUAAGGAAUGUCAGAAUGUAGAACCCUAAACGUUUGCUCUGAAUUGAAAGAGUACUAUUUAUGAGAUUUAACAAAAAGUGACUAACAAAAAAAGGAGUUAUGUUACACUUACCAAGUUGGUGACCCACUUCAAUCAAAAUGCAACACUUCAAAAUGUAGCUAGCUGUUUUCUACAAAUUGUCCUCUAACCAGGGAUGUACACAUUAUUCCCAGAUUCCGGUUUUUGAGCUGUUAGUUUUAACAGGACGUGCAACCUCAUCUCCCUCCUCUCGCACAAUUAAAUUCAACAUGAUAUCGUUGAGUGAUGACAAAUAAGUGUUGCGUUCCUUUGUUAAGCGACCCCUAAAUGUAAAUGCAUCACUGUUGGACUGCUUUUAGAAUAUCGGGGUUCAUUCUCAGAUGUGCCAAACCAAAUGUACUAGAGCAUGACAUUGGGGACUGGGUCCCGAUCCAACAACAUGCCUAUUGAGUGAACCCUGAAAAGAGAGAGAAGUUCCGCAAUGAGGUGGAAAGUUACUACAGAUAUUGCAGGAGUUUCCUCUUGAAAUCAGACACAACUUGGUUGCUGAUUGUCUCAAGGGUGGGCAGCCAAAAAGAUUUGUGAUUUGCGUUUAGCCAGUGAGUUGCCAUGGAUCACAAUUUAUUUUGACUGCAUGUUUUUCGUAUUGGAGAUGAGUUUUGUUUGGGCUCGUUCCAAGGGGACGAGAGUUCUAGAAGCUAGUGAGUUUUAGGAUUCUAUAGAAAGAAAAUGGAGAAAAAUAAUACUGUUGUAUAUUAUUAUUUAGAAAUACGUGUUUUAUCUCGUUUUUAAUUGUUGACAGCCAGUAGACACCAUGUUUAUAUUGUAGAAGGGAAUCAAUUUAGUUGAUUAUAUUGGGAAAUUAAGUUGUUUUCGGUUGGUCGUGAGUUAAUUUGUCCAACAGAAAUAUAGGAUAUAUUUGUUGUCUUAAUUAAGGGGGAAGGUGUUACAGGCUUUGGUAUUUCCAUUUAUGUUUUGAGGUUGGACUUUAGCACGUAUAGCUCGUUAGCACGUAUAGCUCGUUAGAACGUAUAGCUCGUUAGCACGUAUAGCUCGUUAGCACGUAUAGCUCGUUAGCACGUAUAGCUCGUUAGCACGUAUAGCUCGUUUAGCACGUAUAGCUCGUUUAGCACGUUUAGCACGUAUAGCUCGUUUAGCUCGUAUAGCUCGUUUAGCACGUAUAGCUCGUUUAGCACGUAUAGCUCGUUUAGCACGUAGGACGCACUGAUUGGUGUCACCUCGUUAGUCAGUAUGUGUUACACCUGUGCUAUCUUGUCCAUCUCGUUAGUGGGAAGGUGUUUCACCUGAGCUGGUCCAGGUUUUAUUUAAGAGUGUCUGGCCCAGUGCUUCAGUUGUCUUGGUAGAUGUGGAGAGUCAACACAUUUAGUUGCUCCACCUUUUUGGUUUACUUCCUGUCUUUAAGUUUGGUGUUGUUUUUUCUUUUGUUUGCCUCUUGGGCAGAUUUAGUGGGUCUCAUGGUUGGUGUCUUUUAGGUCCCAGAUGUUAUUAGUCAAUUUUCAGUGGGCACCCCAUAGUGUCUUUCAGAACCCCUCUUAAAAAACAAACGUAUAUUUUGUGUUGUAUAUUGCGUCCAAUUAAUAUUUUAAUCAAUGUAAUUUCCUUAGAAUGUUCAUUAGUCUUUCAGUUGUUAGUCUUCUAAUUUUUAUCCUCUUAUGUUCGUGUACUAAAUAUUUCUGUUUAUUUUCAAUGUUUUUUAACUUGUUUUUUCCUGUGACGAUGAUGCAUGUCUGAAAUGUGCUGUAUAAAUAAAGCUUGAUUUGA
Messenger RNA from Salvelinus fontinalis (brook trout), 3963 nucleotides. Its product is annotated as zinc finger protein ZFP2-like. Gene Ontology annotation, molecular function: DNA-binding transcription repressor activity, RNA polymerase II-specific. The transcript has 2 exons. The coding region runs from base 296 to 2014 and encodes 572 amino acids. Gene Ontology annotation, biological process: negative regulation of transcription by RNA polymerase II. The record is from RefSeq and is a predicted model, not a curated record. NCBI's taxonomy places the organism in Eukaryota, Metazoa, Chordata, Actinopteri, Salmoniformes, Salmonidae.